Penaeus indicus is the source of this 1512-nucleotide messenger RNA. RefSeq lists its product as uncharacterized. The transcript has 3 exons. Bases 1 to 1512 code for a protein of 503 amino acids. Lineage: Eukaryota; Metazoa; Arthropoda; Malacostraca; Decapoda; Penaeidae. The record is from RefSeq and is a predicted model, not a curated record.
AUGACAUCAAACGCUGUGCCUCAAUAUGACAUUGUGAGAGCCUCCCUCAAGCGUCCUUUGAGAUCUGUUGUGCAAGGGAGGCUGGUGUCGGGGUCCUCUCCCUCAGGCUGGCGUCGGGGUCUUCUCCCUCAGGCUGGUCUUGGGGUCCUCUCCCUCAGGCUAGUCUCGGGGUCCUCUCCCUCAGGCUGGUCUUGGGGUCCUCUCCCUCAGGCUGGCGUUGGGGUCCUCUCCCUCAGGCUGGCAUCGGGGUCCUCUCCCUCAGGCUGGCGUCGGGGUCCUCUCCCUCAGGCUGGCGUCGGGGUCCUCUCCCUCAGGCUGGCGUCGGGGUCCUCUCCCUCAGGCUGGUCUUGGGGUCCUCUCCCUCAGGCUGGCGUCGGGGUCCUCUCCCUCAGGCUAGCGUCGGGGUCCUCUCCCUCAGGCUGGCGUCGGGGUCCUCUCCCUCAGGCUGGCGUCGGGGUCCUCUCCCUCAGGCUGGUCUUGGGGUCCUCUCCCUCAGGCUGGCGUCGGGGUCCUCUCCCUCAGGCUGGCGUCGGGGUCCUCUCCCUCAGGCUGGCGUCGGGGUCCUCUCCCUCAGGCUGGUCUUGGGGUCCUCUCCCUCAGGCUGGCGUCGGGGUCCUCUCCCUCAGGCUAGCGUCGGGGUCCUCUCCCUCAGGCUGGUCUUGGGGUCCUCUCCCUCAGGCUGGUCUUGGGGUCCUCUUCCUCAGGCUGGCGUCGGGGUCCUCUCCCUCAGGCUGGUCUUGGGGUCCUCUCCCUCAGGCUGGUCUUGGGGUCCUCUCCCUCAGGCUGGCGUCGGGGUCCUCUCCCUCAGGCUGGUAUUGGGGUCCUCUCCCUCAGGCUGGCGUCGGGGUCCUCUCCCUCAGGCUGGUCUUGGGGUCCUCUCCCUCAGGCUGGUCUUGGGGUCCUCUCCCUCAGGCUGGCGUCGGGGUCUUCUCCCUCAGGCUGGCGUCGGGGUCCUCUCCCUCAGGCUGGCGUCGGGGUCCUCUCCCUCAGGCUAGCGUCGUGGUCCUCUCCCUCAGGCUGGUCUUGGGGUCCUCUCCCUGCUGGUCUUGGGGUCCUCUCCCUCAGGCUAGUCUCGGGGUCCUCUCCCUCAGGCUGGUCUUGGGGUCCUCUCCCUCAGGCUGGCGUCGGGGUCCUCUCCCUCAGGCUGGUCUUGGGGUCCUCUCCCUCAGGCUGGUCUUGGGGUCUUCUCCCUCAGGCUGGUCUUGGGGUCCUCUCCCUCAGGCUGGCAUCGGAGUCCUCUCCCUCAGGCUGGUCUUGGGGUCCUCUCCCUCAGGCUGGCGUCGGGGUCCUCUCCCUCAGGCUGGUCUUGGGGUCCUCUCCCUCAGGCUGGCAUCGGAGUCCUCUCCCUCAGGCUGGUCUUGGGGUCAUCUCCCUCAGGCUGGCGUCGGGGUCCUCUCCCUCAGGCUGGCGCCGGGGUCCUUUCCCUCAGGCUGGCGUCGGGGUCCUCUCCCUCAGGCUAGUCUCGGGGUCCUCUCCCUCAGGCUGGCGUCGGGGUCCUCUCCCUCAGGCUAG